Molecule: messenger RNA, 390 nt
Organism: Babesia microti strain RI
Lineage: Eukaryota; Apicomplexa; Aconoidasida; Piroplasmida; Babesiidae
Product: glutaredoxin-like protein / Cg6 protein
Exons: 3
Coding region: 1-390 (129 amino acids)
Source: RefSeq, a predicted model, not a curated record
AUGGCAUAUCUUCUCUCCACUUGUUAUUGCAAUUGCAAUUAUCUACUCAUGUCCAGCCUAAAAAAUAAUUCUUAUUACACAAACGAGCACAUCAGAAUAAUCAAUGAGACAGUUAGUUACCACAAAAUUGUACUUUUUAUGAAGGGAAAUGCAAGGGAACCCAAGUGCAAAUACAGUAAACGGGCAUUGGAUUUGUUAAAGAGCGCCAAAGGACAGGUAAUCAAGACAGUAAAUGUGUUGGAGAGUGAAGGGGUUAGGAAUGGUGUGAAAAUUAUAUCUGGUUAUCCCACAUUCCCCCAGUUAUUUGUAAAUGGCAAAUUUAUCGGUGGUGUGGAUACCAUGGAACAAAUGUAUCACGAAGGAAAGUUACAGGGGUUAAUUCAAAUGUGA